This is a messenger RNA of Symbiodinium natans, 804 nucleotides long. Lineage: Eukaryota; Dinophyceae; Suessiales; Symbiodiniaceae. The record is from the annotation of a GenBank genome assembly.
AUGCUGCAGGCUGACAAGGCCAAAGACCAGGUCAGCCAGCUGAUGGGUGAGAAUGCGCAGGCAGCCGCCGAGCAGUUCAAGAAGUCGACGAACGAGAUCCUGGGAUCGGCAACGGACGAGAUCACCAAGCUGACGGGCAAGAGUGGUCAGGCGGCCGAGCAGUUCCAGACGGAGGCGAAGGAACUCCUUGAAUCGGCAGCGGACCAGAUCAGCUCGCUGGCGGGCGUGAGCGGUGAGACCCCCGAGCAGCUCAAAAAGUCGGCGGACGAAAUCCUGGGAUCGGCAGCGGACCAGAUGAGCACGCUGGCGGGCCUGAGUGGUGAGGCGGCCGCCCAGUUCCAGAUGUCGGCGAAGGAAGCCCUUGGACCAGCAGCGGACCAGAUCACCAAGCUGGCGCAGAGCGAGGACCUGGGCGCUGCCCCUGGAGCAGAGGGCGGCGGCGGCAACGGCACGCUCUAUGGUGUGAUUGGUGGCAUUGCGGGAGUCGCGGCUUUGGCCGGCGGUGCCUACUACUUCAUGUCCGGAGGAGAGAAGAAGAAGAAGAAGUCGAAGCGUGCUGUCGGCGUGGAGCAGGCGCCCAUGAUUGAGGAAGCCCCUGCACCUGCACCAACUCCUGCAGCCCCCGCGAUGCCGGCAGGCUACAGUCAGUACCAGGGUUACCAGGGCAUGAUGAUGCAGCCCAUGGCCCAGCAGGUUCAGUCCGCUUCGCCGCAGAUCUACUACAACCCAGUGUCGGCCACGCCGGCCUAUCAGCCCGCCAGCGCUCCCGCCGGCGCGUACUCCUACCAGUACCCGAUGGUUUAG